This is a messenger RNA of Dacryopinax primogenitus, 585 nucleotides long. RefSeq lists its product as uncharacterized. The coding region runs from base 1 to 585 and encodes 194 amino acids. Lineage: Eukaryota; Fungi; Basidiomycota; Dacrymycetes; Dacrymycetales; Dacrymycetaceae. The record is from RefSeq and is a predicted model, not a curated record. The transcript has 2 exons.
AUGAAUUCUCGUCACGACUUUCUUUCCAAGGCACAUGACCACCACGGUGCAGUUCUUGUUGUCCGUCUCGGUGGAAUCGUGAAGUUUGGCCGCCAUGCAAGGGGCAAGUAUUCGAGGGACAAUCUCGGUGUGGAUGAAGAGCGAAGUGGGAGCAGAGUCGUCGACGCGCUCUAUGAUCUGUUACCGCGGCGGAAUAAGCACAAACACGCUCCACAUGACAGCCGUCGUUCGUACUGGAGCAUGGAUAAAGACACCCGGGAACGGGCUGACAGAAAUCAAACAUACUGGCUAGACCGGGGAAUCGAACCCGGGGCCUCCUGGUUUGUACUCAGCACUGUCGCCUUAAUCGCUAUUGCCACCGUUGGCAGUGCCAUGUCUCUUGGGAACCCUACCCUGGAUACGCUUGAGGGUCGCUCGUUCGACGAAGAGGACCAUGGUCUCGAAAGGCGCGUAAAGCUCCAGAAGCCGUGCAACUCGAAGUAUCAGAAUUGCGGAGACAAGAUCAAAUCCGUAAAGAAACCGAAAGACUGGGUGAUCGAGCGUUCUCUCGAUGACAAGACCGACGUCGAAUUUGACCUCGACUGA